Molecule: messenger RNA, 1471 nt
Organism: Brassica oleracea var. oleracea
Lineage: Eukaryota; Viridiplantae; Streptophyta; Magnoliopsida; Brassicales; Brassicaceae
Product: peroxidase 10
Exons: 4
Coding region: 77-1198 (373 amino acids)
Biological process (GO): response to oxidative stress; hydrogen peroxide catabolic process
Molecular function (GO): heme binding; peroxidase activity
Source: RefSeq, a predicted model, not a curated record
UUUGGUGUAUAAAUACAAGAAAAAUCACCAUAGCAAUACACAAUCAAUCUACUCAUCAAUCAUUUAUUUCAUCAUCAUGGAUCGCAAAAUCUUUUCGUAUUGGUUUAUUACCCACCUAGCAAUCUUAAGCCUUCUCUUCAACGAGGUCGUCUCCUCGUUUCCUUCGGGAUAUAAUGAUGGUCCUAAAAAUGAUUAUAACAAUGGUUACAAUAGUGGUUACAACAAUGGUCAUAAUGGUGGUUAUAACAAUGGUCACGGUUCUCGCGGAUACGAUAUGAUUAGUAAUCUCGACUAUCGAUUCUAUGACCGGUCUUGUCCUCGUCUACAGAUGAUGGUUAAGUCCGGAGUUUGGCGAGCUUUUAAAGAUGAUUCUCGAAUCGCUGCAUCGCUUCUCCGUCUCCACUUCCACGAUUGUUUUGUCAACGGUUGUGAUGGCUCAAUCCUUUUAGAUGAUUCAGAGGAUUUCAAAGGAGAGAAGAACGCUUUGCCAAACAGAAAUUCGGUUCGUGGUUUCGACGUAAUAGAAGACAUCAAAACAGAUAUUGAGAGUGCUUGUCCCUUAACCGUUUCAUGCGCAGAUAUAGUUGCUCUUGCAGCUAGAGAAGCCGUUGUUCUCACCGGAGGGCCGUUCUGGCCGGUGCCGUUGGGGAGAAGGGACUCGUUGACGGCGAGUGAGCAAGCGGCGAAUACGAAUCUGCCCUCACCGUUUGAGCCGUUGGAAAAUAUAACAGCCAAGUUUGUGUCUCUUGGACUUGACUUCAAAGAUGUUGUUGUCCUCUCAGGAGCGCAUACUAUAGGAUUUGCACAAUGUUUCGUGUUCAAGCACCGGCUCUUCAACUUCAAGGGCUCAGGACAGCCUGACCCAAACCUAGCUGCCUCCUCAGAUCUUCUCUCAAAGCUAACGGACACAUGUCCUAAUGUAGACUCAUCUAACUCUAACCUUGCUCCUCUUGACGCAGCUAGUGUUGUCAAGUUCGACAAUGCUUAUUAUGUGAACCUCAUGAACAACGUUGGACUGCUUGAUUCCGAUCAAAUCCUUAUGUCGGAUUCCAACGCAGCUGCUUUGGUGAAGUCGUACAGCGAGAAUCCGUACUUGUUCUCGGGAGAUUUCGCGGUUUCAAUGGUUAAAAUGGGGAAUAUUGGAGUUAUGACCGGAAGUGAUGGAGUGAUUAGAGCAAGGUGUGGAUUUCCAGGUUAAGUUAUAUGGACCACUUUGAACGUAAACACUCGAUCCAAAUCAAUCUAUAACAUACGUAGAACUAAUCUAGCUUUAAAAACUAUGAAUAUAAUCAUAUAGACCAAUGUCAAUGAAUAAAGUAUGUUCAUAUAUGGUGUAAAAUCAGCCUUUUGUACAUAUGAUGGAUCACAUAGACAAAAAAUACUUGGAGUUGUAUGUGUGUUUGUGUGUAGUGGAAUAUGCCUUUGUCGUGUUUCAAAUAAAAAAGGAAUAUGUAUUUGUCUUUGUAUUUUA